AUUGAAAUUGGAUUUGAUUACCCAUUGGGCAUUGCCGAAGUUUUCGUGAUCUGAAAUCACUUCUCACUUGUUUUGGCAAAUUGGCAUGACGAUCACCGCGCAUUCCAUUCCUGGAAGUUCAGAGUAUUUGGAGACAUACCCUGAGAGGAAAGUCUCUGUCUUUAAGAACCCUUACAUUAUGGGACUCACUGGAGUGGCUAGCAUAGGUGGACUUCUCUUUGGGUACGACACAGGUGUUAUAUCGGGAGCCCUUCUCUAUAUUAAGGAUGAUUUUGAUGCCGUCAGACAUAGUCAUUUGCUACAGGAAACAAUUGUCAGCAUGGCAGGGGCUGGUGCAAUUGUUGGGGCAGCAACUGGCGGUUGGAUUAAUGAUGCUUAUGGAAGAAAGAAGGCAACUCUCAUUGCAGAUGUUAUCUUUACUCUGGGAGCAAUUGUCAUGGCUGCUGCACCAGAUCCUUAUAUUCUCAUACUUGGCCGAGUUUUGGUUGGUUUGGGUGUGGGUAUAGCUUCUGUCACUGCACCUGUUUAUAUUGCAGAAUCGUCACCAUCAGAAAUAAGGGGAGCAUUAGUAAGCACAAAUGUGCUUAUGAUAACUGGUGGACAAUUUCUUUCCUAUCUCAUAAAUCUUGCUUUUACACAGGUCCCUGGGACGUGGCGGUGGAUGCUGGGAGUUUCAGGUGUUCCAGCAUUAGUUCAGUUUUUCCUCAUGCUCUUUCUGCCUGAAUCCCCCAGAUGGCUCUUUAUAAAGAAUAGGGAGGAGGAAGCCAUUAAUGUACUAGCUAAGAUCUAUGGCUUUGCUCGUUUAGAGGAUGAAGUCGCUUUACUCACAACUCAGUUAGAGCAAGAUCAAGAAAAAAGGGAUGAUAUCAGAUCUUGGGAUGUUUUUAAAUCAAAAGAAAUUCGACUUGCAUUCCUUGCUGGAGCCGGAUUGCAGGCUUUUCAACAAUUCACAGGUAUCAACACAGUGAUGUACUACAGCCCAACAAUAGUUCAAAUGGCCGGUUUUCAGUCUAAUGAAUUGGCUCUUCUCCUCUCUCUAAUAGUUUCCGGCAUGAAUGCCGCAGGAACAAUUCUUGGCAUUUACCUUAUAGACCAUGCAGGCCGCAAAAAAUUAGCACUAUGUAGCUUAGGAGGAGUAAUAGCAUCCCUUAUGAUCUUGGCCUUGUCAUUUCUUAACACAAAUGAAUAUGGAUGGCUUGCAGUUUUUGGUUUGGCACUAUAUAUUACUUUCUUCUCACCAGGAAUGGGAAUUGUGCCAUGGACAGUUAACUCAGAAAUAUACCCUCAAGAAUACAGAGGUUUAUGUGGAGGCAUGUCAGCUACUGUUAAUUGGGUUUCAAAUUUGAUUAUGACUCAGUCCUUUCUAUCAGUUGCUGCUGCUGUUGGCACUGCUGCUACUUUCUUCAUUAUUGCUAUUAUAGCUGUCCUUGCUUUUCUCUUUGUGCUUUUCUAUGUUCCUGAGACCAAAGGUUUGACAUUCAAUGAAGUUGAGCUUUUAUGGAAGGAAAGAGCUUCGGGUUUCAAUCCUCAUUCUGAGUCCCUUCUUCACCCCACGAAUCAAUCAUGAUUUUGCUACGCAGUCAAAUACAGUUCAUGUGCAUAUGCUCUCUGAGUUUUCAUAUUUUAUGUAUUUAAUUUAUCAUAUGAUUGGCCCUUUUGUAUCUAUCUGACAACUCAAUCUAGUUUAAACAUUUGAAACACGUGGUCUUCUCCCCGUGGUGGAGAUCCAAACACGUGUUCGUCUUCCUGUGGUUUGAACACAUUUCACGUGUUCACACUUUAGUACUUUAUGUUUUUUUUUAAUAAAUAUAUUAGAUGUGUUUCUUUUUUUAUUAUU
Abrus precatorius (Indian licorice) is the source of this 1837-nucleotide messenger RNA. RefSeq names its product inositol transporter 1-like. The record is from RefSeq and is a predicted model, not a curated record. Gene Ontology annotation, molecular function: myo-inositol:proton symporter activity. Gene Ontology annotation, cellular component: membrane. Bases 86 to 1567 code for a protein of 493 amino acids. NCBI's taxonomy places the organism in Eukaryota, Viridiplantae, Streptophyta, Magnoliopsida, Fabales, Fabaceae. The transcript has 5 exons. Gene Ontology annotation, biological process: transmembrane transport.